Molecule: messenger RNA, 4105 nt
Organism: Tupaia belangeri chinensis (Chinese tree shrew)
Lineage: Eukaryota; Metazoa; Chordata; Mammalia; Scandentia; Tupaiidae
Product: rho GTPase-activating protein 5-like
Biological process (GO): Rho protein signal transduction; regulation of cell size
Cellular component (GO): cytosol
Molecular function (GO): GTPase activator activity
Source: RefSeq, a predicted model, not a curated record
UGAUCCACGUGAUCUUGAAGACCUUUCUGCACAGAAAUGAGGGAAAUACAAAGAACCAAAUACAGUUCUGAAAUUUGGGAUCUAUAUUUUGAGAUGAUUUUAUUUUCAGAAUGAGAAGUAUAUCUGGUUACCUUUAUGAACGUAGAAGCAGGAGAAGAGAGUUAUGAUGGCAAAAAACAAAGAGCCUCAUCCCCCAUCCUAUACUAUCAGUGUAGUUGGACUCUCUGGGACUGAAAAAGACAAAGGUAACUGUGGAGUUGGAAAGUCUUGUUUGUGCAAUAGAUUUGUACGCUCAAAAGCAGAUGAAUAUUAUCCAGAGCAUACUUCUGUGCUUAGCACCAUUGACUUUGGAGGACGAGUUGUAAACAAUGAUCACUUCUUGUACUGGGGUGACAUAACACAAAAUGGUGAAGAUGGAGUAGAAUGCAAAAUACAUGUCAUCGAGCAAACAGAAUUCAUUGAUGAUCAGACUUUCUUGCCUCAUCGUACGAAUUUGCAACCAUAUAUAAAACGUGCAGCUGCCUCUAAAUUACAGUCAGCAGAAAAACUCAUGUACAUUUGCACUGAUCAGCUAGGCUUGGAGCAAGACUUUGAACAGAAGCAAAUGCCUGAAGGGAAGCUCAGUGUAGAUGGAUUUUUAUUGUGCAUUGAUGUAAGUCAGGGAUGCAAUAGAAAGUUUGAUGAUCAACUUAAAUUUGUGAAUAACCUUUUUGUCCAGCUAUCAAAAUCAAAAAAACCUGUAAUAAUAGCAGCAACUAAAUGUGAUGAAUGUGUGGAUCACUAUCUUAGAGAAGUUCAGGCAUUUGCUUCAAACAAAAAGAACCUUCUUGUAGUAGAAACAUCAGCACGAUUUAAUGUCAACAUUGAGACAUGUUUCACUGCACUGAUACAAAUGUUGGAUAAAACUCGUGGAAAACCUAAAAUUAUUCCCUAUCUGGAUGCUUAUAAAACACAGAGACAACUUGUUGUAACAGCAACAGAUAAGUUUGAAAAACUUGUGCAGACUGUGAGAGUUUAUCAUGUAACUUGGAAAAGUGUUAGUAAUAAAUUAAAAAAUCAUCCUGACUAUGAAGAAUACAUCAACUUAGAAGGAACAAGAAAGGCCAGAAAUACAUUCUCAAAACAUAUAGAACUUAAACAGGAACAUAUAAGAAAAAGGAGAGAAGAAUAUAUCAAUACUUUACCAAGAGCUUUUAAUACACUUUUGCCAAAUCUAGAAGAGAUUGAACAUUUGAAUUGGUCAGAAGCUUUGAAGUUAAUGGAAAAAAGAACAGAUUUCCAGUUAUGUUUUGUGGUGCUAAAAAAAACACCUUGGGAUAAAACUGACCAUAUAGACAAAAUUAAUGAUAGACAGAUCCCAUUUGACCUCUUGAGUACUUUAGAAGCUGAAAAAGCCUAUCAAAACCAUGUACAACAUCUAAUACCAGAGAAGAGGAGGGUAGAGAUGAAGGAAAAUUUCAAAAAGACCUUGGAAAAAAUUCAGUUUAUGUCACCUGGGCAGCCAUGGGAGGAAGUUAUGUGCUUUGUUAUGGAAGAUGAAGCUUUCAAAUAUAUCACUGAGACAGAUAGCAAAGAGGUAUAUGGUAGGCAUCAGCGAGAAAUAGUUGAAAAAGCCAAAGAAGAGUUUCAGGAAAUGCUCUUUGAACAUUCUGAACUUUUUUAUGAUUUAGAUCUUAAUGCAACACCAAGUUCAGAUAAAAUGAGUGAAAUUCACACAGUUCUGAGUGAAGAACCUAGAUAUAAAGCUUUACAGAAACUUGCACCUGAUAGGGAAUCGCUUCUACUUAAGCAUAUAGGAUUUGUUUAUCAUCCCACUAAAGAAACAUGUCUUAGUGGCCUAAAUUGUACAGAUAUUAAAGUGGAGCAGGUACUUGCCAGUAGAAUUUUGCAGUUGGAUCAUGGCCGUUCACGGUUGUAUCAUGAUAGUACCAAUAUAGAUAAAGUUAACCUUUUCAUUUUAGGGAAAGAUGGCCUUGCUCAAGAACUGGCAAAUGAAAUAAGGACACAAUCUACUGAUGACGAGUAUGCCUUAGAUGGAAAAAUUUAUGAACUUGAUCUUCGGCCAGUUGAUGCCAAAUCGCCUUACUUUUUAAGUCAGUUGUGGACUGCUGCCUUUAAGCCUCAUGGGUGCUUCUGUGUAUUUAAUUCCAUUGAGUCACUGAGUUUUAUCGGGGAAUUUAUUGGAAAAAUAAGAACUGAAACUUCUCAGAUCAGAAAAGACAACUAUAUGGCUAAUCUUCUUACAUUAAUUCUGGCUAAUCAGAGAGAUUCCAUCAGUGAGAAUCUGCCAAUUCUUAGGCACCAAGGGCAGCAAUUGGCAAAUAAGUUACAGUGUCCUUUUGUAGAUGUACCUGCUGGGACAUACCCUCAUAAAUUUAAUGAAACCCAAAUAAAGCAAGCCCUCAGAGGAGUAUUAGAAUCAGUUAAACACAAUUUGGAUGUGGUGAGCCCAGUUCCUACCAAUAAGGAUGCAUCAGAAGCUGACUUGAGAAUUGUGAUGUGCAUGUGUGGUGAUCCAUUUAGUGUGGAUCUUAUUCUUUCACCCUUCCUUGAUUCUCAUUCUUGCAGUGCUGUUCAAGCUGGACAGAAUAAUUCCCUAAUGCUUGAUAAAAUCAUUGGUGAAAAAAGGAGGCAAAUACAGACCGCGAUAUUAUCAUACCACUCCUCAAUUGGAGUGAGAAAAGAUGAGCUGGUUCAUGGGUAUAUAUUAGUUUACUCUGCCAAACGGAAAGCGUCAACGGGAACGCUUCGAGCAUUUCUUUCAGAAGUUCAGGACACUAUUCCUGUACAACUGGUGGCAGUUACUGACAGCCAAGCAGAUUUUUUUGAAAAUGAGGCUAUCAAAGAGUUAAUGACUGAAGGAGAACACAUUGCAACUGAGAUCACUGCUAAAUUUACAGCAUUGUAUUCUUUAUCUCAGUAUCAUCGGCAAACUGAGGUCUUUACAUUGUUUUUCAGUGAUGUUCUAGAGAAAAAAAAUAUGAUAGAAAAUUCCUAUUUGUCUGAUAGUACAAGGGAAUCAACCCAUCAAAGUGAAGAUGUUUUUCUACCAUCUCCCAGAGACUGUUAUCCCUAUAACAACUACCCUGAUUCAGAUGAUGACGCAGAAGCACCACCUCCUUACAGUCCUAUUGGGGAUGAUGUACAGUUGCUUCCAACACCCAGUGACCAGUCUAGAUACAGGUUAGAUUUGGAAGGAAAUGAAUACCCUGUUCAUAGCACCCCAAACUGUCAUGACCAUGAACGCAACCAAAGAUAUAUCAUUAGGAAAAAAAGAAAAAUGAUUUCUGAUCUUUUCUUACCUGUCCAGUCUUCUCAGAAAAAGAAAACUAAGAACUUCAAUCCACCAACACGUAGAAAUUGGGAAAGUAAUUACUUUGGGAUGCCCCUCCAGGAUCUGGUUACAGCUGAGAAGCCCAUACCACUAUUUGUUGAAAAGUGUGUGGCAUUUAUUGAAGAUAUAGGGUUAUGUACUGAAGGACUCUACUGUGUUAGCAGAAACAAAACUGAUCAAGACAAUAUUCAAAAGCAGUUUGAUCAAGACCAUAAUAUCAAUCUUGUAUCAGUGGAAGUAAAAGUAAAUGCUGUAGCUGGAGUUCUUAAAGUUUUCUUUGCAGAUCUGCCAGAUCCUUUAAUUCCAUAUUCUCUUCAUCCAGAACUGUUGGAAGCAGCAAAAAUCCUAGAUAAGACAGAACGUCUUCAUGCCUUGAAAGAAAUUGUUUAAAAAUUUCAUCCUGUAAACUAUGAUGUAUUUAGAUAUAUAAUAACACAUCUUAACAGGAUGAGCCAGCAAAAUAAAAUCAACCUCAUGACAGCAGACAACUUGUCCAUCUGCUUUUGGCCAACCUUGAUGAGACCUGAUUUUGAAAAUCGAGAGUUUCUGUCUACCACCAAGAUACAUCAAUCUGUUGUUGAAACAUUCAUUCAACAGUGUCAGUUUUUCUUUUACAAUGGAGAAAUUGUUGAAACUGUGAACACUGUGGCUCCACCACCUUCAAAUCCAGGACAGUUGGUGGAACCAAUGGUACCGCUUCAGUUACCGCCACCACUGCAACCUCAGCUAAUACAACCACGAUUACAGACAGAUCCUCUUGGAAUUAUAUAA